GCUAUCUAUUCCGAGAGGUAAAAUCUUACAAAUUGGUAAUGUCACUCUGCGAAAGGUGUCAGUCGAUGCAGAAAUGCAGUUACCUGAGGUACCGUUCCUGGCCCUGAUAGGCUUUUGGCUAGUUGGCACAUUGCAGGCUGGUCCUGUAGAUAAAGGACUCAGCUAUGAUUCCUAUCAUCCGAGGUUCCAGCCGGAACCUACUCCGCUUGCCACCCUAGCAAAUCAAGAACUAUCCAUCGACUACUGGUUAAACAACGCCAGGGAAAUGGCACAGAAGUUCAUCAACCACAAGGAGAACAAAAAAGUUGCCAAAAACGUGAUCAUGUUCCUGGGAGAUGGCAUGUCCAUCAGCACGGUAGCAAUGGCCCGUGUCUACGCCGGAGGUGAAGAGAAGCAACUGGCUUUCUCGAACUUCCCGAACGUGGGGAUGACGAAGACCUACUGUGUCAACUACCAAGUUCCGGACUCGGCCUGCACGGCAACUGCCUACCUGGGCGGGGUAAAGACCAACUACGAAACAAUCGGAGUCAACGCUCGGGUUCCCAGUUCCGACUGCACAGCUGAACUGGAUAAGUCAACCCACGUUGACUCCAUUGCUAAGUGGGCGUUGGAUGCCGGGAAGGACGCCGGACUGGUUACGACUACGCGAGUAACGCACGCUUCGCCUGCCGGACUCUACGCUCAUACUUCGAACCGGCAUCGGGAGAAUGAUGCCAAGGUUUCGGAAGAUGGAUGUGACCCAGAGGUGGUUGAGGACAUCGCCAAGCAACUCAUUCACGGAGAUGUGGGACGACGAUUGAAGGUAAUCCUGGGGGGUGGCCGUAGGGAGUUCCUGCAUGAAGACCUGGAUCCUGAAACCGGCAAACCUGGCAAACGGACGGACAAUAGGAAUCUCAUUCAGGAGUGGCAGGACUUGGCCGAGGGAUCCGAGAAUCGAACCUACGUAUGGAACAAGCAAGAUCUCCUGAAUAUAGACAUCAAAACGACCGAUCGGCUACUGGGACUGUUCGAACCAGAUCACUGCCCAUACAAUCUGGAACUAAUUCAUAAGGGUCUGACUCAAGAACCGACGCUGACGGAAAUGGUCGAUAAGGCCACGGACAUUCUCAGCAAGAAUCCCGAGGGUUUUUUUCUGUUCGUGGAGGGAGGUCGAAUCGAUCACGGCCAUCAUGACAACUGGGCACGGUAUGCUCUGGACGAAACUGUGGAGUUCUCAAAAGCGGUAGAACUUGCCCGGGCCAAGUUCAGCGAGGAGGAUACCUUGAUCGUUGUCACGUCAGAUCAUUCCCACAGUGUCAGCUACAAUGGUUACGCGAGUCGUGGAGCGGACAUCUUCGGAGUAGCCGGCACGGGCAAGGAUCAACUCCCGUACAUGACCAUAGGGUACGCCAACGGGAAGGGUUUCUACGAACAUGUUGACGCCGCCAAGGGUGGACGAAGGAACAUCAGUGAGUUGGACACCUCGGGUGAUGAGUUCCGAUUUCCGGCCACUGUUCCUCUGUACUCGGAAACGCAUGCCGGUGAAGAUGUGGCCGUGUACGCUUCCGGGCCUUGGGCGCAUCUCUUCACCGGGACCUACGAACAGAAUGUGAUUCCGCACAUGAUGGCGUACGCGGCGUGUCUGGGCGAUGGGUUGAAGGCUUGCGCGUGAGAAGCUCCAGGGAACAGAUAUGUUAAAUAAGAUUAACUAGAGUAAUAAAAAUGUAUGAUUUUUGUUUCAA
Aedes albopictus (Asian tiger mosquito) is the source of this 1721-nucleotide messenger RNA. RefSeq names its product membrane-bound alkaline phosphatase-like. Lineage: Eukaryota; Metazoa; Arthropoda; Insecta; Diptera; Culicidae. The record is from RefSeq and is a predicted model, not a curated record. The transcript is spliced from 3 exons. Gene Ontology annotation, molecular function: alkaline phosphatase activity. The coding region runs from base 74 to 1651 and encodes 525 amino acids. Gene Ontology annotation, biological process: dephosphorylation.